CUUGAAGGAGCAGCCGUUAGCUUCGCUAGGUGGAAUGAGAGUGAAUGCUUUUCUACUAAAAUGACUAAGGACAGGCUAGACCAGCUCAUUAAUGCUGGUAAAAAUAAUUCAAAAAAACUUAGUAGACCAGUUCCCCAGCAGGUAGAGGAUGGCGAAGAGACUGAAGAAACUGAAAUGACAGCAUUGACAGGGCAGAAAGUUGAGCCCGUCAUAGUAAAAACAAAAAAUAAAGAUACUAAAAAUUUAGACAAAGUAUACAAGCAGGUAAAUAACAUCAAUGCAUUAAUAUCACAAAUCAAUGAAGAUAUAGUUCAACUGAAAAGAUACCAUGUAAGGAUGCAGCAAUCCACAAGAACUGAUACAAGAGACAGAGAGCAAAUUGAUUCAUUGAAUGAAAACAUUAAGAUUACUGCUAUCAAAAUCAAAACUGAGCUGGAAGAAUUGGAAAAAGAGAAAAAAGGAAAUGAAGAAAUGGUAGUAUAUAGAGUUGUUAAAACACAACAUUCCUUGAUUACAAAAAGGUUCAGAGAAACAAUGGAGGAUUACGAGAACAGUUUGACAGCUCAUAAAAAAAUAUGCGAAGAUAUUAUUAAAAGGCAAUUGAAAAUAGUCAUUGAGAGGCUACUACUAAGGAAGGUGACAUGUGUUCCAGCGGACAGAGAAGUUACUGAUGAGCAGCUGUGCACUAUGUUAGAUGCGGAAGAUACAGCUGUUUUUGUUGAUAAUUACACUAAAGAAACAUUAGAAGCUAGACAGUCACUUGAAGAUGCUAGAGACAGGCACAAAGAAAUUUUAAAAAUUGAAAAAGCCAUUGAAACAAUCAGAGAAAUGUUCUUUGACAUUGCAAUGCAGGUGACCCAACAGGGAGAACUGAUAGAAAGAAUAGAGUAUCACAUAGGCGAUGGUUAUGAAAAGACCUUUAAAGGGCAUACAAAACUGAAAAUAGCAGAAGAAUUAAUGAGGAAAGCUAGGAAGAAAAAAUGCUGGUUAAUAAUUUGUCUACUGAUAGUUAUCGCAAUAAUUUUUCUUUAUGUACUAGCGGAAAUAUUUUUAAUACCAAAUUAGAUGCAUUACCAACUGUGUGAAAGUUCCAAAGAUAAAAUAUAUGUACAUUAUUUAUAUAAAAACAUUCUAUAUUAUAUACAAUUUUUUUUUUUACCUUUGCAAUGUAUAUUUUAUAAAAAUAAAAUUGCUCAUUCAAAUGUUAAUUGUUUUAAUACUAACAGUGUUUUAAAAUUUAUAUACAUAAAAUAUCCUUUAGUGCAGCUCAUGAGACAUAAACCAACUAUGACAUGCAUAACCUGAAAAAAAAUAAUUCUGGUUGGUUUUAUUAUAAUAAAUAAGGUAUACCUA
Molecule: messenger RNA, 1353 nt
Organism: Nezara viridula (southern green stink bug)
Lineage: Eukaryota; Metazoa; Arthropoda; Insecta; Hemiptera; Pentatomidae
Source: the annotation of a GenBank genome assembly